Condylura cristata (star-nosed mole) is the source of this 1331-nucleotide messenger RNA. RefSeq names its product protein C receptor, endothelial (gene PROCR). Gene Ontology annotation, biological process: negative regulation of coagulation. NCBI's taxonomy places the organism in Eukaryota, Metazoa, Chordata, Mammalia, Eulipotyphla, Talpidae. Bases 121 to 846 code for a protein of 241 amino acids. The transcript is spliced from 4 exons. Gene Ontology annotation, molecular function: signaling receptor activity. The record is from RefSeq and is a predicted model, not a curated record.
UUCUCAGAUCAGCCUCCUCCUCUUCCAAGGCAGUCCUCACUUCACUUUCCCCUAGGCUGAAGCCUGCGGGAGCCCCCCAGCUUGCCAAAACCAGGUGGGGUCAAGAACCUCAGCCCCAGGAUGUUGACAACAUUGCUCCCAUUGCUGUUUUUACUGCUCCUGCCUGGCUGGGUCCAUUGUAACCAGGAAGCCUCAGAUGGCCAGUUGAACUUCCACAUGAUCCAGAAGUCCUACUUCCUCAACCCCUUUCAAGUGUGGCAUCAGGGCAACGCGUCGCUGGGGGGCCUUCCCACGCACACGCUGGAAGGUCCAGGCACCAACGUCACGAUCCUCCAACUGCAGCCCCUGCAGGACCCUGAAAGCUGGGCAAUAAUGAAGCGCAACCUACACCUCUACUUGCAGCAAUUUUGGGGCCUUGUGAGGCUGGUGCACCAAGAGCGGCGCUUGGACUUUCCUCUGAAUGUUCGCUGCUUCCUGGGCUGUGAGCUGCCACCUGAGGGCUCUAAAGCCCAUGUCUUCUUCGAAGUGGCUGUGAACGGGAGUUCUUUUGUGAGUUUCCAGCCAGAGACAGCCUUGUGGGUAGCCGGAUCCAAAUCACCCUCCAAAGUGGUCACCUACACCCUACAGCAGCUCAACACCUACAACCGUACUCGGUACGAACUGCAGGAAUUCCUGCAGGACACCUGUGUACAGUACGUGCAGGAACACAUCACCACGAAAAACACAAAAGGAAGUCAAACAGGUCGCUCCUACACAUCACUGGUCCUGGGCAUCCUCCUGGGCUGUUUCAUCAUUGCUGGCGUGGCUGUAGGCAUCUUCCUCUGCACAGGUGGACGACGGUGUUAAUUAUUCUCCAGCCCCCACUCAAAACAGAGCUGAACUCGUGGGGGCUGGCAAAGGAGGAUCUCAAAAUCAGAUUCCCCAACUGGGUUGUUACACCCUAGAAGCUUUGGAGUGGCAGAUGCUUUCUUCUCCCAAAUCUGCCAACCAAGAAUUUGGUGCACAGGAGGCAAAGAGGUUAAACAGAGAGAGUACUGGGCUUGCUAAGAACUGAAGAAUUUGCAAGCUUUGCUGAACUGAUCCAAGAAGCAAAUGUUUAUCUUUGUGGAAAGCAGAUUAUGGAGUUGGGGUGAGGGGAGAGGAUGUCUAUGGCCCACCCUCAAAAGACAGAAUCACCCAAGGCAUUCAAAAUAUAUAACUAAUAAAACAAGUCAUCCACAACCAAAAGAAACAACAUCCAAUGCUUCCAGGUGUGCCAGACUUGGGAAGGGACACUGGUAUAAUAGAGGUAGAAAGAAGUCACCACAAAAGAGGUGGAAUUAUAAAUACAA